Orbilia oligospora ATCC 24927 is the source of this 264-nucleotide messenger RNA. RefSeq lists its product as uncharacterized. The record is from RefSeq and is a predicted model, not a curated record. Bases 1 to 264 code for a protein of 87 amino acids. Lineage: Eukaryota; Fungi; Ascomycota; Orbiliomycetes; Orbiliales; Orbiliaceae. The transcript has 2 exons.
AUGGGUAAAGAGCUUGAGAAGCUGAAACAAGAAUUUGAAGAGAAGCAAAAACGGAAAGAAGAAAAGAAUAAGGAUAAAGACAAGGAUAAGGAUAAGAAAGAGAAAGAGAAAGAGAAAGAGAAGGCCAAGGUCAAAGACGAGGAAACGGAUAAGCUUAAAGUCGAGGAGACCGAGAAGGCGAAAACCGAACAAGCGGUUGAAGCAUCCUCUUUCAGCGAGUAUAAUCUGCACCGCUGCACAUUUGAACGUCUCCAUGAUGCAUAA